This is a messenger RNA of Darwinula stevensoni, 226 nucleotides long. Lineage: Eukaryota; Metazoa; Arthropoda; Ostracoda; Podocopida; Darwinulidae. The record is from the annotation of a GenBank genome assembly.
UCCCAAAGAAAAACAAGAUUUUGACAUCAACAUGGGUGGUAAACUUGAAGGCAUCGGUGCAAGACUUCAGACAGAUGGAGAUUUUACAAAAGUAUCAAGCGUAGUCGUAGGUGGACCAGCAUGGAAAACCAAAAAACUUCAAGAUGAUGAUGUCAUCCUUAAAGUAGCUCAAAAAGGACAAGAUCCUGUAGACAUCACAGGAAUGAGAGUCGAUGAUGUAGUUCAG